AGAGGAGCAGGAGCAGCCACAGCAGCCAUGCCAAAACAUGAAUUCUUUGUAGACAUGACCUGUGAAGGGUGCUCUAAUGCCGUCAGCCAUGAUCUCAAAAAGCGGGGAGGUGUUCAGUUUGAAACUGACCUGCCCAACAAGAAGGUGAAUAUAGACUCAGAGCACAGUGUUGACACCUUACUGAACACCCUGAUGAAAACUGGGAAGGCUGCCUCCUACCUUGGAGACAAAUAGCCAUACAGGAAGGCUUGGCCAGUGGGGCUACUGUGCUUCAGGAAA
Messenger RNA from Lacerta agilis (Sand lizard), 279 nucleotides. RefSeq names its product copper transport protein ATOX1-like. The transcript has a single exon. Gene Ontology annotation, biological process: copper ion transport. NCBI's taxonomy places the organism in Eukaryota, Metazoa, Chordata, Lepidosauria, Squamata, Lacertidae. Bases 28 to 234 code for a protein of 68 amino acids. Gene Ontology annotation, molecular function: copper chaperone activity; metal ion binding. The record is from RefSeq and is a predicted model, not a curated record. Gene Ontology annotation, cellular component: cytosol.